AGAGCGAGGCAGGGAGGCGGCGGGUGCGGGCGCUCCGCGGCUGCGCGGCGCGUGCUGGCGGCGGCUCGGUCCCGGCCCGCGCCCGCCGGGUCCCCGCUGCGGCCGGAGCGGCCUGGCUGUGGGAUCCGUGCGCAGCGAUGGCGGGGCAAUCCCUGCGGCGCUCGGCCUGGGUACCACUGCUCUUGAGGCUGCUGCUGGCGGGGAUCGCUGCCUGCGAAGCCAGUCCGGCGGACGACGGCGCGGGCCCGGGGGGCCGGGGACCCCGGGGACGCGCGCGAGGGGACGCGGGCGCCGACGAGGCAGUGCCGCGCCACGACUCCUCCUACGGCACCUUCGCCGGCGAGUUCUAUGACCUGCGCUACCUGUCAGAGGAGGGAUACCCUUUUCCCACUGCUCCUCCUGUGGACCCAUUUGCCAAAAUCAAGGUGGAAGACUGCGGAAGGACUAAGGGAUGCUUCAGGUAUGGAAAGCCAGGCUGUAAUGCAGAAACCUGCGACUACUUCCUCAGCUACCGGAUGAUAGGCGCCGAUGUGGAGUUUGAGCUGAGUGCAGACACAGAUGGUUGGGUUGCCGUUGGAUUCUCUUCAGACAAAAAGAUGGGUGGUGAUGAUGUCAUGGCCUGCGUCCAUGAUGACAAUGGCAGAGUCCGAAUACAGCACUUCUAUAACGUGGGGCAGUGGGCAAAGGAGGUUCAGAGAAAUCCUGCCCGAGACGAAGAAGGAGUUUUUGAGAACAACCGUGUCACCUGUAGGUUUAAGCGCCCUGUGAAUGUUCCCAGGGAUGAAACAAUUGUGGAUCUGCACUUGAGUUGGUACUACCUGUUUGCCUGGGGUCCGGCCAUUCAGGGCUCCAUCACUCGUCAUGACAUAGACUCUCCGCCGGCCUCAGAGCGCGUUGUCAGUAUUUACAAGUACGAAGACAUUUUCAUGCCGUCGGCUGCCUACCAGACCUUCUCCUCUCCUUUUUGUCUGCUUCUCAUUGUUGCCCUGACCUUCUACCUGCUGAUGGGAACCCCUUAACCUCCGCUGCAAGCCACAGGCUACUGAAGCACCUUCAGUAUGUGUUUUUCCGCCUGUAUAACUUUAGCUUUUAUUAUCUAAAAACAAGUCAUGAUUUCAACAUUUUUUGGGCAAAAAAAAAAAAAAAAAAAAAAGAGCAAGUUUAGUUUCUCUCCUACUCAGACAGGGUUGUCAAGGCAACCCUACUUUCAGGAAGUACUUAAGACAUUUGCAAACACUUCCAGAUACGUUUUCUAUUUGAGCUUUACAAUGUCUGGGCAUUGGCUUCGUAGAACUGCGGGGGCUGUCAUACCGAUUGGGAUUUAAACCCAGACAAAGGGUGCCUUUUGUUGACCCACAUGUCUCACAGCCUUGGCUGACGUGAUCAGAUGACAUACAGGAAGGUAGAGGAAACUAGACGUGGAAAGCGUACCUCAAAGCAGUCUUUACUUUUGAGUCGUACUGCACGAGAGGGUUACUUAGCACGUUGUCGUGGAGGACUUUACGGGACGUCGCGGUGUGUCAUCAGCCUCUUGAGAACAUUUCUGUGGCGCAGAAAUGCUUUUAGAUUGUCACACAGUUGAUGGGGAGUGUGGGGGAGAUUCUAGUGAUAAGCCAGUGGUUUGUCUUUAUCUAAAAUAUAUCCUCAAUUAGUGUGUAGUUAUGAGAAAACAGUUUUAUAUCCCUGCUAGGAAAGAUUAAAAACGUGAAUGUUCCUGAAGAUGUAAAAUUAUUUUAAUGAUAAAAAUAGGAGAAUUCUUAGUAGUUAGAAUUGGCUCUCUUCUGCUACUGUAUUCCACCAGCUAAGGUGUUCGUGGGCGGCCAAUGGUGUUCAGAUCAGCACACACUGAGUAUGAUUAAAUAUCCAUUACAACAGACAAGUCAUCUUAUGGAAACAAGGCAAUUUAACCAUAGGUCAGCAUUUUUAAAGGCUGUAGACACCAGGAGCAAAAAUGGGGCAGGGGACCCUAAGGUAAACUUCCCAAAAGUUUAUGUGAAAAGUGUUCAAUUCCAAGUUUCCUUUUGUCAAAUGAACCAGAUACUCUUUUAGAGGAAAUACCUAAGUUAGCAGCCUUCGGAGAGGAGAGCCUCGGCGGGCGCUUACACUGCUGGGUCGGUCCCAUCAUGGCAUUCCAGAAUUCACUGCUUCCAAGCUGGCUCCCACUUUAUAGGCGAGCAAUAGCAGGUUAUGGUUAAUAAGGUCAUCUCCGAGAUUCACGUCGGUGGUGAAGGUCGCCCCAUGGGAAAGUGUUCGGACUCACCUGGGCUAGAGCCAAAACAAAGUAAGUAUUGCUACUUCCUGCCCACACCACAUUUCAAACUCAAGGUUCUAGUCGGAGGCCCCACCUCAGUACAAUUAUCUUUUCACCAAGCCCUCUGAUCUUUCUUUUGGCUCAAGCAUGGCGGGUACACCAGCUUCUCGGCAUGCGACGCUGGUUGAGAAGCGAAGGUUGGGAGCGUACAGAGACACCUGUGUUGUAAAUAAGAAGCCCGAUAUUUUUAUAUGCCUAUGUGCACAACAGUCGAUCUAUAGCUAGCAGAGCCAGUAGAGACAGACUCCAGUUGCCAGGAGGAGCAGAGCGAGUGGUGUCUCCCUCCCACAUACGUUUCCAAUCAAGUAACUGCUUCCCCGAGUCUUUUGACUUUGGUGACCAGUUUUGUCUAUUUUUUUGCUAGGAACUUUCAGAGUUAUCCUUGCCCUUACAGUAACAUGCAACUUACUCUACUAAGCGUCGGUCUUCUCUGCUUCAGGACUGCCACUUGUCCCAAGUCUGAGGGGCCUGGAGUUCUUCCAGCCUGCUCUCCUCUCUCAGCUGUGCUGUCUUCCUUCCUGUGGAUGAUGACCUCAUGGAAAAGGCUCUAACUUAAACUCUCUCUUCCUCCAGUCCUCUGGACUAGUUUUAGGACGUACUCAAGUGCUCCUGGAUCCCACUGGGCUUCCUCAGCACACAGGUCAAGCUUUAGUGAAAUUGCAGGCUUUGGCUGCUAACCCCUCACGUAGGAGCUAUUUCUCAAUGCUCACCCUUAUGACAGACACUACCUCUUAGGAGGUAUACAUCAAACUGAUGGGCCAAGCUACAAGCCGCCUCGAUGUCGUGAGUUUCUUGGAGCCAGAGGAAUCUCUAUAUAUACUUUACCUGACUAGCUAAUGUUUUUAUGUCCCUCCUUGUGAUCAAACCGUGUCUUCCAAAAACAUACAUGACAGAAUCCUUAGUGAAUGUGUUGGUUUUACCUUUCUGUGGAUAUCAGUUGGAAUUUUCAACAAUAAAUCAUGGGUCCUGGAACAAGAAUUUACAGACUAGGGAUGUAUCACAACAGUUGACCGUCCCGUCAGAGAGCUAGCCACUGAUAGACCUGUUGGAGUUAAAGCCGUGUGAACUCAAACUCCUUUCAUUCUUAUCUAAUGUAAGAGAAAGAUCUUUACCCCCUCCACUCAUUCCCUCUCUUCCAGCAGGGCCUCACAGGCCUCCUCCCAGCCUCCCGACUCCCGGCUGCUGUUAUCUCAAGCCUACGCCACCAGAUCCGACAGUUGGUUUUCCUUUCUAAUAUAAUGUCUGUCCUGAGGGAGACGCCUGUCAGUGCUUUUUGGUAAAAAUGCCCAAGUGAAAUAUGAGUGGCAGAUAAAUGUACACUAGUUUAAUGCACGUAUCUUGCAAGAGGCAGCCUGGGCCAAGGGUGGGGAUAUGACUCCACCUCAUGCAGAGUCUUUCGAGCUUUCACUAAAUAGAACCUGCUAUCCAUUCUCAAGUCAAUGGUGUGCCUUCAACCGUCUCCUAGUACUUUACAGCAAGCAGAGGACUUCUUACAGCUGUAUUUGAGGAAAGGAACACAACUUUUUUUAAAAAAAACUUUUUCUUUUUUAUAUUUAAGGUUUAUUUUAUGCAUGUGAGUGCUCUCUGUGCAUGUACACCUGCGUGUCAGAAAAGGACAUCAGAUCCCGUUUAGAUAGUUGUGAGCCACCAUGUGGUUGCUGGGAAUUGAACUCAGGACCUCUGGAAGAGCAGACUGUGCACUUAACCACUGAGCCAUCUCUCCAGUCCCCACAUUUAACUUUAUUUUUUGCUUAAAAACAUUUUAGUACCCCCCUGUCUCUCUCCCUCCCCCCCUUUCUUUUCAGCACUGGGGACAUACCCAAGGCCUUGUAUACUGAACUACAACCCCAGUUUGUUUUAGGACCAUUAAUGUUUCUCAAACUAAUGUGUAGACUGGACAUGAUUGGAAGAAUGCAUUAGUUAAUUUUUAAACAUGACUUUCUUAAAGGCUUGGUCUAUCUUACGACACGGAACCCCAUAUGCUUUUGUUGUCCCACUAUAGUCAAACACCCAUUCAGAGAACAUUUGGAAGCUGCAUUCAGUUACCUUGGGUUGGUUUUUGCCCUUAAACAAAUGACAAGGUUUGACGCCUGAGGGAUGGAUUUCCGUCCCAGCAGAGUUAUACUUUCUUGCAAUUCAAGUGUGCCGUCUGUAUUCGGGAUUUUAUCUUACGUGGCAUUAGCGCUGAAGUUGAACAGCGUUUUCAGUUCUAGCCCAGGAUCACUUGUAUCUUCUUCUAAAGGGCCAGGUUGUAUAGAUUUUAACCUUGAACUUGUGUCGCAGCUGUUCUACUCUGCCACAGACAGCUCCAAAAGAAACAAGCAUGGCCGCACACUAGUAAAACAACUGAAAUUCGAACUUCAUACACUUUGCAGGUACCAAAAUGAUCUGUUAAGUUUCAAAAAGCGAUUGGAAAAUGUAAAAGAAAAAAUGUUUUUAGUUUACAGGCUGAACAGAAACAGGAAGUAGACUGGGCUGGGCUUGUGGACUCUGGUUUUUCACAGUGGCUUUAGUCAUGGGCAUACUAUUUAUCUGGUCAGUUGUAAACCCUAUCAGCAGUAACUUAUUAGCUAGUGGUAAAACUAUUAAAGUUGAGGAAUAAUUUAUUUAAAAAUGAUUUAUAGUUGGUUUUCUGCUAUAAACAAAUAACAUCGUAGCAUCCUUGUGCAUUCAUGCUAUAAUGUGUCUGCUAGAGUUGGCACGGAAGAGGAAACAGUGAAGAACCCGUCUGGGUAGGCCGCAGCUUUGUUUUGCCUGAGGUUUGACAGUCAUGAACACGUCUCACUGCUGAACUACUCUUUUGGCGAACAUUCCUAUGCUUUAGAGUAAUGUAUUUCCAAGUAGAAAUUUAAAAAAAAUAUCAUUAAGGGCACAGAGUGUUUUAUACAUGUGACGCCUACAUCUCAUACAAUAAAACAAUGCGUGAGAGCCAGCAUACUAGGUCACGUGCUGAGGUGACUGUAGUUAACUAUUGUACAUCCGUACUCUACAAACAACUGCAUAUUUAGUAGACAGGUUGACUAUUUUCAGUGUGUUUAUAUGUAUAUACACUUUGUACAUAUGUGACAGAUGGGAGUGUAUUUAUACAUAAACAUGCACUUGAGUGUAUCCCUGUGAGUGCAUGUGUACACACACACACACACACACACACACACACACACACACACGCACACCACUAAAGGUUAUUGUCAGGGUUAGUUCUUUUUCUGAUCUCUUGUAUACUUUAAAACCCAGAGAUAAAACAUUACGUGUUAAAAGCAUACUUACCUGUGAAUUUUUGGUAAUUUAGUUUAUAGAAAGGAUCCCUAGAUCUUUUAUUAAGCCUUGACUCACAUAUUUAGCAUUAUAUAAAGUAUUAGGAGCAUAUAUGCAUUGUUGCUUAAUUUAACUUUUCUCUAUGAGUAACUGGCAUGUUACGAGGCAGCCUAAACAUGUUUUAAGUUGCAUUAGUUCUCUCGUUCUAUUUCAUUAUUCAGUGAGCAACUUGAGUAGUUUCAUGUUGGAUUUCCUUGUGUCUUUAUUUAACAGAUGACUUGCAUAUAAUUUCCUUUUCCUGAAAAUAGUAGUUAGGGAAAUAAGAGCUUAAAUAUGCCUGGCAAUGGGAAAACAUAUGUAAAUCUAGCCUGGGGGAGGGGGCGUGUUCUAUUUAAGAAUACACCAAUGACUGGGGAAUAUUUUCAGUUUUCUCUCAAAUAUUUGCUAUUAGGUGAGAGUAACCACUCAGUCCGAUUCUUCUGGAAUGUAAUCAUUCUCUCAGUUUGUUGAAUGCUCAGUGGGUGUGGCACUCGCCCAGGUCAUUAGACUCUUUGCUGCUUCAUCGAAUGCCCUGGGCCCUCAGCCCCGGAAGAGAGAAUGCAGCUUCUCCACAUGCCUUAUUCCCCCUGAGGCAUCGACAUGCUGGAACAGUCUGACUCCAAGUACUAAUACAGUUUUUUUGAGACUGUCUACAAAAUACUAUUUUGUUAAAACUAUGCCUUUAAAUAGACACUGAUGGGUUAUAUUUGUUUUAUAAAAAGUUGUAUACCUAAUGUUCAACUGUGGUUGAUUUUGAGAUUAUAUAUAAAUGUAUAUUUAUAAGCCUGUCUUAUGUGGAUUUUUACUCUAAGAAGUGUGGCGCAUUACUAAUAAAGAUAUGGGUUUCUGUUUCUGUAAAGUCAUUGUAGCAACACUCCUAACUGCUACCUGAACGAUGAUUCCACUCACUGGCCACCAUACAUACUUUUAUCUAUAGAAUAUUAAGUUAUACUCAGAAUGUAUUAACCAGGAUGAAACUUUAAGAACGGAAACUCUCAACAUAAUUUGAAAUUCUUCCUGUUGAUGUAAUUAAAACUAGUUUAUAAUUCCUUA
Molecule: messenger RNA, 6658 nt
Organism: Rattus norvegicus (Norway rat)
Lineage: Eukaryota; Metazoa; Chordata; Mammalia; Rodentia; Muridae
Gene: Frrs1l
Product: ferric-chelate reductase 1-like
Biological process (GO): regulation of glutamate receptor signaling pathway
Cellular component (GO): synapse; plasma membrane; postsynapse
Molecular function (GO): protein-containing complex binding; dynein intermediate chain binding
Source: RefSeq, marked validated